Molecule: messenger RNA, 1486 nt
Organism: Aptenodytes forsteri (emperor penguin)
Lineage: Eukaryota; Metazoa; Chordata; Aves; Sphenisciformes; Spheniscidae
Gene: DNAJB5
Product: DnaJ heat shock protein family (Hsp40) member B5
Exons: 4
Coding region: 321-1193 (290 amino acids)
Biological process (GO): negative regulation of transcription by RNA polymerase II
Cellular component (GO): cytosol
Molecular function (GO): protein-folding chaperone binding
Source: RefSeq, a predicted model, not a curated record
CUAUAAUAACGCCGUGCCCCGGCUCGGGCUCUCCCUCUCCCCAUCAGCCUCAGAGAUGAGUCUCCCCGUCCCCGCCGAGGGGCUCGGGGGGGUAAAACCGGAGCCGGGGCACGUCCUGGCGCUGGGGCUCUGACCUCCGGUGGGAAGCGUGGACUUGAGCCAGCUCUGGUGCUGCUGGCCGGUGGGACGCGGGGAGCAUCGGCUCCGUGAUAAGUGCUUGCCGGUCCCGUUCCCGGCUGCCCCAGUGCGAUAUUCGCCCUACGGAGAGCUGUCUUUCUGCUUUCAGGAAUAAGUACUCGGCUCCCGGCAGCGUCGCCGUCAUGGGGAAGGACUAUUAUAAGAUUUUGGGCAUCCAGUCCGGCGCCAACGAGGAUGAAAUCAAGAAAGCCUAUCGAAAAAUGGCCCUGAAGUAUCACCCCGAUAAGAAUAAAGACCCCAGUGCCGAGGAGAAGUUCAAGGAGAUCGCGGAGGCUUACGAUGUCCUGAGCGACCCCAAGAAACGAGCCGUUUACGACCAGUACGGGGAGGAAGGUCUCAAAACUGGAGGUGGCUCUUCAGGUGGCUCAGGGAACACUUUCCACUACACCUUCCACGGAGACCCCCAUGCCACCUUCGCGUCCUUCUUCGGAGGCUCCAACCCUUUCGACAUCUUCUUCGCUAGCAGCCGCUCCCGGGUGUUCAAUGGCUUUGACCAGGAAGACAUGGAUAUCGAUGACGAUGAUGACCCUUUCAGUGCCUUUGGCCGGUUUGGCUUCAACGGCAUUAACGGGGUUCACCGGCGGCACCAAGAGUCCCUGCACACGCGGAGGAAGGUCCAAGACCCACCCGUCAUCCAUGAGCUCAAGGUGUCCCUGGAAGAGAUCUACCACGGCUCCACCAAGAGGAUGAAGAUCACCCGCAGAAGGCUCAACGCUGAUGGCCGGACCAUGCGGACUGAGGACAAGAUCCUAAACAUCGUCAUCAAACGGGGUUGGAAGGAGGGAACCAAAAUCACAUUCCCCAAAGAAGGGGAUGCCACCCCGGACAACAUCCCUGCUGACAUCGUCUUCAUCCUCAAGGACAAGCCUCACUCGCACUUCAAGAGGGACGGGACGAACGUGGUCUACACGGCAAACAUCAGUCUUAAAGAGGUCUUGUCCUUCUGUUUUAGCGCAGGGUAUUCACACAUGGAAGAGAGCCCAGGUCCUCCAUAGGAACAAGGGAAAACCCCAGUUUGCUGGCAUAAAGAACCAAGCAGAGGAAAUUCUCGGGCAGUGAGCAAAACCCAGCGCAUCCAGGCUGCCAGUCCUGGAGGUCACGGCGGGGCUGGAAGCAUCAGAGCCAGCAAGCUGCGCGAAGGUGGGAGAGGAAAGGGAGAUUACCCCAGUACAAGAUGUGCCGUUCGCCGCCGCUGCUGUAUAACUACCUUUUAAUAAAUCCCAGCUGGCAGCUGCAUUUAACAUUGACGUUUUUGGCAGCUGCCAUUUGAUGUUCCUUUCAGACUGUA